UUCUGGUAUUAGAGAAACAUUCAGUAGAAAAAUAGCGGGCAAUGAAACAGCUGUUUUUUUGCGUGAUGAGACAUCUAGCGGAACGCGUGCAACAUAAUCUCAUAUGCAAUAGCAACAGCAACAGCAACGAAUGAAUAAGAUGCAUGAUACGGAACCGAUCGCAUCUAUCGUACUUAGAAGAGUUAACUAAGAAACCAUGGCAGCUGGUUGUUGUGGAACGAAAAAGCAAAAGUUGAAUGAUUCUACAAGUAUACCACGUAAUAAUACCGUAAGUUUACAAAAUGGUAUUCGUAUACGGAACUCUAUAAUAGUUCAGCCUGAGAUGGGCUUUUAUUGUUUCGAUGUCCUUUACUGCCAACUGCACCAACUUGACCCACCAAAACCACCCAACUUCAGUAACGAAGCUUUCCCUUUAUUUGUAACAUGGACCACGGGUAAAGAUAUGAGAUUAAGGGGUUGUAUUGGUACAUUCAAUGCAAUGCAGUUGCAUGCUGGAUUAAGGGAAUAUGCUACUACUAGUGCUUUCAAAGAUUCACGGUUUAAUCCUAUCACAUUAGAAGAACUUCCACGAUUACAUGUAAGUGUUUCUAUACUCCGACAUUUUGAAGAUGGAGCAGAUUAUCUAGACUGGAUAAUAGGAGUUCACGGAAUUCGUAUAGAAUUCCAUAAUGAAAAAGGCAAUAAACGAACUGCUACAUAUUUGCCAGAUGUAGCAAUAGAGCAAGGAUGGAGCCAAAUUGAAACAAUAGACUCUUUGCUACAUAAAGGAGGCUAUAAAGGAUUAGUUACUCCCGAUAUUAGACGUAGUCUGAAAUUAACUCGAUACCAGAGUGAGAAAGUGACUGUGAGUUAUCAAGAUUAUUUGACACAUUGGCAAGGUCGAAGAUGCUAGCAACUGCCCUGGGGUUCUCUCAAAGGACCCCCCAUUUAUCAUAUAUCUGGCAACAUUUGUUAUCUAAAUACAGAUACAUUUAAUUGUUGUCUACAAUAUAUUAAUUAUCAAUGCAAUAAUAUAAUGGCCAGUCAACAAGCAUUCAUUAUAAUAGAAGUUAAUUAUUUUUCAUAUACACAAUUGUGUUCAAUAUCUAUUAAUUUUAUUGUCUUAUCCUUACAAAAUCAUCUUUCAUUUCUAUAUAUAUAUGUACAACUUUUUUAUUUAUCAUUAUAUCAUAAUCAUUAUCACAAAUGUCUUCCUGUAAAAGCUAUGGAAUACAUAAAUAUGGUACUAAAAGCAGUUCAACUUAAUCUUUUGAUAUUUCCAGUGGUGUGGUUUACUUCAUAAGAAAAUAUGUUUGUUAACAAAGAUAAUAGAAUCCUGAGUAUGAUGGCCUUAUCCUUUCUAAAUCAUUAUUUACAAAAUACUAAAUGUAGUAAAAAUAAUAUUAAUGUUCAAGCUAAAUACAGUUGGAAAUCUUUUUCAAACUGUUCUAUAUUUGAUAUAAAUGUAUUUUCAUUUAGCUCAUAUAAAA
Messenger RNA from Bombus impatiens (common eastern bumble bee), 1469 nucleotides. Its product is annotated as AMMECR1-like protein. NCBI's taxonomy places the organism in Eukaryota, Metazoa, Arthropoda, Insecta, Hymenoptera, Apidae. The transcript is spliced from 4 exons. The coding region runs from base 197 to 892 and encodes 231 amino acids. The record is from RefSeq and is a predicted model, not a curated record.